AUGUUAUUAAAUCAGCAGAAGAAGGGUGUGAGUCAUUACAAUACGUAUCAAAACGAUAACGGUGCUGAAAAAAUAUCAAGUAGCCGUUUCAAUAAUUUUAAACGUUCGGAUAGUGAAACUCGACUUUUGACUGCUAAAGGUUGUUGUCUUGAAUCAGUUGAAUAUAUAAGUUUAACAGAAAAAAUUCACGAGCGUAUUGCUAAUAAUGAUCGUUGGUAUUCGCUUGAAUUUUUUCCACCACGUACCGCCAGUGGUGCUGCAAAUCUUAUUGAAUGUUUUGAACGUAUGGCUGUUGGCCAACCAUUAUUUUGUGAUAUAACUUAG
Messenger RNA from Rotaria socialis, 324 nucleotides. Lineage: Eukaryota; Metazoa; Rotifera; Eurotatoria; Philodinida; Philodinidae. The record is from the annotation of a GenBank genome assembly.